Molecule: messenger RNA, 975 nt
Organism: Telopea speciosissima
Lineage: Eukaryota; Viridiplantae; Streptophyta; Magnoliopsida; Proteales; Proteaceae
Exons: 7
Coding region: 22-969 (315 amino acids)
Biological process (GO): proteolysis
Molecular function (GO): ATP-dependent peptidase activity; ATP binding; metalloendopeptidase activity
Source: RefSeq, a predicted model, not a curated record
GUUUUUCACUUUUCACAGAAUAUGGGUUUCGCAAUCUAUUACAACGGUCUCUGCUCUCAUCAUCAUCUUCGGCCUGAGUUUCAAAUGGUUACUACUCUUGCUUCCUCUGAAUGCAGAGAACCUGGUGCCUUGCGUCGUCGUGCCCUCACAAAACUGGAUAGAGAGCUGUCUAAGGGCCAUUUUAAAAGUGCCCUUUCACUUGUGAAGGAGUUGCAAGGAAAACCCGAUGGUCUCCGUGGAUUUGGCGCUGCAAGGCAGAUACCUCGAAGCAUCUACAAAUUGGAUGAACUUCAGCAAAAUGGGAUAGAUAUGUCAUUUCUUGUACCACUGGUGGUCUCAGUACUGGAUUCAGUAGAAAGAAGCCUUCAGUUUGCGGCGGUUGACUCGGUUUCCUUUAAUGGACGACUGGAGAAUUUGAUGAUUGAUGCAAUUAGUGAUUCUGUCUAUGAAGAGAAUCAUAUCACUUGUAUGCAACAUGAAGCUGGUCAUUUUCUAACUGCCUACUUGCUUGGAGUUCUUCCUAGAGGUUAUGAAGUACCAAGUAUAGAAGAUUUCAGGAAGGACAAUUUCCUUGGAGGAAAAGUAGGGUUUUUGGGUUUUGAGUUUCUCGAGGACAUUCAUACUGGAAAGCUACCAAAGAGGAAGGUCAAUAAUGGAAAAGUUUCAGCUAGGAAUUUGAAUAGAUUCUCAUGCAUAGCGUUGGCAGGUUUAGCAUCCGAGUGUCUCGUCUUUGGGUGCUCUGAGAGUAGCUCAUCUGAUGUUCUCAAGUUAGAUAGAGUAUUUAAGUGGUUGGGCUUUACUGAGAGUGAAGUAGAUGCUCAGGUGAGGUGGGCUGUAUUGAAUACUCUGUUAAUUUUGCAUCGCCACAAUGAAGCUAGAUCAAGGCUUGCGGAAGCAAUGGCAUUGAGAAGGUCUGUUGGCUUCUGCAUAGACACAAUUGAGAAUACUUUGAAUUUGAGCGACAUUUAAAUUUUC